AUGCCCCAGGUGAACACCACUUCACAACAAAUUCUUGAUAUUGAAGACGCUCUGGUAUCCGAAGAGAACCCAGCCCAUGAUGGUAGUCUCGACUAUGAGCGUUGCGCCAGACUACACAACUACUUAGUCGCGUAUGGUUGGAUGGCUCGUCACGAACGAGACACUCCCGACCUUGAUGCACUAGCCAGCGAAAAGUGGUUCUUUCAGGAGGCAGAAGAGGAUAUAGCAGCUAUUCGGAGCCGCCUCAUUACUCCGCUUAAAUCGUUCCUGGAUUCAAUCUAUGAUCCCAACCCAGAUUUCUUCUACUGGGUUAACCGUCUUGUGAUGAUGCCUUGUGACGAGUAUAUCAACGAUGAAGACAACAACGAGAUGGAGGAAGGCAAAGAGCGAUUUGUUUUGAUUUAUCAGACUGAAAUGGAUCUGGGCUCGCACAAUCUGGGCGUUAUUUACGACCAGCAGCGUAAUAAGGCCUCAUUCCCUAUGACUAUAGAGAAUACUGAAAGUGUGGAGCCUGUACAUGAGCACGAAGAGAUGUGGCUCCCGCUGGAGACUAUUCUGACUCAUUGGAUAUAUAUGAUUCGAAUUGGUAAAAUUGUCCCUGGACUUUCUGAAGGGGAUUUGUCUGGUGAUCCGAGUCUCGCGGCAAACAGAUCACAAUUUGGUCUGUGGUCAUGGCUCCCUUAUUGUGAUUUCCAGCUUGAUAGCACAAUAGCUGCGAUCGAGCGCUACUCAGCGAUAGUCGAAUCUCGAAUGCCUCCUGAUUCACUUCUGCCGAUUUCUUCUGCGCCACUCUUUACUGAUGCAGAUCUGGAUGCGGCGGGCGUACCGCAGGAUUGUUUUAUUCGCUCGCUCUUGACCCGGGUCAAGACUCCACGUUUCAGGUUUAUCGCUCCUGGGCUAGAAGUUCCGCACGAUAAGGAGGCAUUUAUAAGGCGCCAGACGUUUACCAGUAUGGGUAUAUCCCUUGAAGAAGGUUGUGUUCCGGGGGUCUUAAUAUUUGCAGCCCCGGACAAGCUGGUGGAUGUCAACGACGAAAUCCACUCCUUAUUCUCUGUCGCGCAUGAAGACUUGGGUAUAGAAGGCAACUCUAUUCCAACUGGACUUUACAGUGAGCCUGUGCGUCGGAGCAAUUUUGAUAUGGAGGAGGCAGGCUUUCAUAUUGUGCUUCCGUUCGACUUACGACGGGCUAAAAUGAGUGAUGGGAGAUCAGUCACCGACGGAUUAUUCACAGAUAGCGAGGGCUCAUUCACAAAGCUUUUUCAGCAUGGUUACUUCCAUCCCUUUGGGGGUGAACGGCGAGCACAGAGAUUGGAUAAUUUAUUUGACCGGUGGACGGUGAUGCUUGAAAGUGGUAUAUGGACAGUGGGUGAAGAUGGUGUGGAGGGAGGAAUCGAUAAAUUCAGAGAAGCAGAUAGAGGUGACGGGACCGAAUAUUCGAUUGCAUCAAGCUGGUGA
Molecule: messenger RNA, 1455 nt
Organism: Penicillium cosmopolitanum
Lineage: Eukaryota; Fungi; Ascomycota; Eurotiomycetes; Eurotiales; Aspergillaceae
Exons: 1
Coding region: 1-1455 (484 amino acids)
Source: RefSeq, a predicted model, not a curated record